Messenger RNA from Chanos chanos (milkfish), 651 nucleotides. It is a transcript of the gene cldn11b, whose product is annotated as claudin 11b. Gene Ontology annotation, molecular function: structural molecule activity. Gene Ontology annotation, cellular component: membrane; bicellular tight junction. NCBI's taxonomy places the organism in Eukaryota, Metazoa, Chordata, Actinopteri, Gonorynchiformes, Chanidae. The transcript has 3 exons. The record is from RefSeq and is a predicted model, not a curated record. Bases 1 to 651 code for a protein of 216 amino acids.
AUGUCGCAAAGUUGUCGGCUGCUCUUUGGGUUCAUAGUAAGCGGUAUUGGCUGGAUUGGAAUCAUUAUUGCGACUGCUACCAACGACUGGGUGGUUACCUGCAAGUAUGGCAUGCAUACCUGCAAAAAGAUGCAUGAGCUCGAAGCGCAGGGUUUGUGGGCCGAUUGCGUUAUUUCCACUGAGAUUUACCACUGUAUCGCGCUUACUCAGAUCCUGACUUUGCCAGCUUACGUCCAGACAGCUCGCGCCCUCAUGAUAAUUGCCUCCAUUCUUGGCCUCCCGGCUAUGUCUCUGGUGCUGGUUGCAAUGCCGUGCGUCAAACUAGGCAAUGAGACUGCGGAUACCAAGCACAAACGCGCCGUGCUAGGCGGGGUCUUGUUACUACUCAUGUCUCUGUGUGGAAUAGUAUCGACAGUGUGGUUUCCUAUUGGGGCUCACCAUGAGAAAGGUUUAAUGUCCUUUGGGUUUUCACUAUAUGCUGGAUGGAUGGGGUGUGUCCUCUGUCUUCUGGGGGGGUCCAUCAUGGCCUGCUGCUCGGGUGGAGACCCCUCUGCCCAGCUCCCUGAGAACCACUUCUACUACUCCAAACACAGUGGAGCUGCAAGCCCCAUCCCACCAGCAAACAACCAUGCCAAGAGCGCGCACGUGUGA